AUGAUAGAAGAUAGUAUUAGAAUAUUUACAGUUGGAGAAAAAGAGAGUCUAUGGUUAAAUAAUCAACCAAUUGACUCAUUAGAAUCAGGGGAAAUCAAAUCAUUCCUACAAAAGCAUAACCAAACAACAACACAAUUAUCAACACAAUUUUAUUUAAACACAAAUCAAGCAUUAAUAAUAGUAAAAGAAUUUUUAAAAAAACAAUUAAAAGAUAGAAUUUUAAAAUCAACAACUACAACAACAACAACAACAUCUACAACAUCAACCACCACGACUAAUAAUAAUAAUAAUAAUAAUAAUAUUAAAAUAACAGAACCAUGUAUAUGCUUACUUUGUAAAAAAGGUAAACCAAGUUAUUUUAAAUCAAUUGAUGGAUUACCAGAAUCAUAUCAUACAUUAUCAGAGUAUAUAGCAGUUGCAAUAUUAUCAUUAACUGGUAUGGUAAAAGAUUUAAUAUCAAAAGAAACCUAUAAUUCAAUGAAUUCUCAAGAAAAGGAGAGAUUAAAUUAUGUUAAAAAUAAAUCAAUUUAUCAUUUCUUAUCGACACAUAGUGGUUUAUUAAAAAUUGAUGAUGGUUUAUUCAAUAAUUCAAAGAAUACUGCAAGAUCAGAUAUUAGACAAUACAUUACAAAUUGUUUAUUCAAUUUAUCUACUCACUUUAAAACUGGUAAAGAUUUAUUCAAUGGUAAUGGUUUUUGGGCUUUAAUAGAUUCAAAUUUUAAUCCUUGGUUAGCACCAUUCGAUUCAACUUCUCCAUUAAAUAAAAUUAAAAAGAAUAAUAAUAAUAACAAUAACAAUAAUAAUAAUAGCAAUUUACCAGAUGAUGUAAGUAAAAGUAAAAUCAAUUCUUCAAAUGAUAAUAAUAGUGAUAAUGAUAAUUAUAAUAAUAAUAAUAAUAAUAAUAAUAAUAAUAAUAAUAAUAAUAAUAAUAAUAAUAAUAAUAAUAAUAAUAAUGAUGAUGAAAGUGAAGAAGAUGAAGGAAAUGUAAAUAUUAAAAAACAACCACAACAACCUAUAACAAGACAAAGAAGAGAGAUAAUAUCACCAAGAUCUCAUUCAACGAUAUCUUCUGCUUCAUCUUCUCCUUCAUCUGUAUCACCAUCACCAUAUCAACCAUCAACUCCAAAAAAAGAUGAAUCUUCUAAAUUCUGUGGUGCAAUUUGUUUAAAUGGUCGUCGUUGUGAACAUGUUGGUCGUUGUCAUCACCAUUUUCAAGUUGGUGAUAGAAAUAAAAAACAAUAUAUUCCUGUUUCUGUGCAACAAGUUAAUACUACUUCUUCCAAUAAUAAUGCCAAUAAUUCCACAACUUCAAUACCCACUACACCACAAUCAACAUUAAAAACAAGAGUAACUUUAAAAAGAAGUUUAGAUAUCUCAAAUGAAAAUAAUAACAAUAAUAAUAAUAAUAAUAAUAUUAACAAUAAUAAUAAUAAUCAAAAACAAAAACACAGUAGAAAUGAAAUUGAUGAUAUUGAAAAAGAUGAAAAAUUAAGUGUUAACGAUUGGGAAAGGAAAAUUUUAUUUAAAUUCAAUUUUUAUCCAAUAAUUAAUAGAAUGAAUGAACUUAAUAGAAAUUAUGGUAUCUCCAAAGAGUAUGCUCGUUUCAUCGCAUUGAAAAUAGUUUAUGAUGGUGAUAAUUCUUUAAACUUGGUGCCAUGUGAAACUGUUGAAUCAUUUUGGAAAAUGUUUGUUCUUGAUACUGCAAACUAUAGAAAUUUCUUUGAGACUAUGGGAAUUGAUUUCAUCGAUUAUGAUCCAAACGAAGAUGAUUAUAAUUUCAAUUCAAAUAAAAAAAAGCGUUAUCAAAAUACUCUUUCAUUAUAUAAAAAACAUUUUAGUUUUGAUAGUGAUAUGUGGGAUAAUUAA
This is a messenger RNA of Dictyostelium discoideum AX4, 1866 nucleotides long. RefSeq lists its product as hypothetical. The record is from RefSeq and is a predicted model, not a curated record. Gene Ontology annotation, biological process: chromatin remodeling. The transcript has a single exon. NCBI's taxonomy places the organism in Eukaryota, Evosea, Eumycetozoa, Dictyosteliales, Dictyosteliaceae. The coding region runs from base 1 to 1866 and encodes 621 amino acids.